Molecule: messenger RNA, 6064 nt
Organism: Bursaphelenchus okinawaensis
Lineage: Eukaryota; Metazoa; Nematoda; Chromadorea; Rhabditida; Aphelenchoididae
Source: the annotation of a GenBank genome assembly
AUGUUAUCCAUUCGUAUAUGGAUAGUGCCUUUACUUUUGUUACCACCAGUUUUGGCUCAAAGCCCGAUCGAUUGUAAUUUUGAUGAUAAUGAAGAUGUGAAAGGACCUCUAUGUGGAUGGAAACCGGAUGAGGAAGGAUCUCAGAUUUGGCAUACUGGCAAUGCCGUACUGGUCGAUAGUGCUCACAGUAUUAUUAAGCCUGGGAAGAGUAGUAAGCCUACGGUUUUAUUAACUAAAAUAUCCAACUUAUGACUGAUAAACUGGUCAAAUUGUCAUAAUUGACCAAGCUGAUCGUAUCGACAGGUCAUAAUUGGUUAUGUCAUCAUAUGACCAAGUUAUGAAAGUAGUAGUACUGUAAUUAUACUGUAACUUUGACUAUAGCACCCAGGCCUCUAUUGUAUACUGCAAACCGUAACUCAUUAUAGUAUACUGUACUUUUAACCCUAUAAUACGUAUAUUUAAACCCUAUGAUACUGUAAUUUUAGAGUAUAUAACUUAAACUUACAAUAUGCCUUGAAUACAGUAAACCCCAAGUUCUGAUAUUCAAAAAAACUUAUAUUUUAAGGUAUACUGUAUUUAAAAGAUUUAGAGCUUGUAGUAUACUGUAUUCAAAAUAUCCACAUUUUCAUGUUAUACUGUAAUAAAAAACUUCAAUUUUUAUAAUAUACAGUAACCGAAAAACCUCAAAUUUCAAAGUAUACUGUAUUCAAAAGCCCCUAACUUUAGUAUCAUACUGUAUUUUUCUAGACGACCGUUUCGCUUUCGUUCAAGGUCAAUUCGGCUCAUCCGAAGGUCAGUUAGUGUCGCCGAUCCUGCGAACCGCGCCCGGUAUGACAAACCAAUUACGUUUCAGCUAUUGGAAGUCGGCUUUCGAGCCCAUAUUAGACGUAAGUUCGUAUUUUAGAAUUCAGAUAUUGAGUUUUAACAAAAAAUGGCAAGAACUUUCUUUACAGAGCAAAAAAUGGCAAGAACCUUCUUUACAAAACCAAAAAUGGCAAAAACUUUCUUUGCAAAGCUAAAAACGGCAAUAACUUUCUUUUCAAACCCAAAAAUAGCAAGAACUUUCUUUACACACUUUAAAACUUGUAAAUCUUUCCAGAUCUGCCUAAAAUACAUAACCGAGGACCGGCUAGACUGUAUUGAUGCCAUAAUUGGUGGUGGUGAAGAGAAAUGGGUAAAGCGAGCUUUAGACCUUCCCUCAAGCUCCGAACCUUUUAGUGUUGUGUUUAGAGCCCGAGGCAUUCACUCGAAAGAGGACCUGAUUGGACUUGAUGACAUUAAGUUAGCUUUGCCUGAGGAUGAAGAACAGAUACCUGAUACCAACGAGUUGGCUGGGUUUGAGCCAAAGUACGGUAUUAAGAAGGAUUUGAGUGAGUACGGUAACCCGAGUGAUGAGAGGUUGAAGUACAGUAACCCGAAUGAUAGCGGUUCCAAGCACAGUAACCCUAAUAGUGGUGGCUUCAAAUACAGUAACCCAACUGAUGACAACUCCAAAUACAGUAAUUUAAAAGAUGAAACUUCAAAAUACAGAAACCCAACCGACAGUAGGCCACAGUACGACAUGAAAACCAAGGAUUCUGGAGCCAAAUCACCCUUCAAAGAUUCAGAAUCCAAGUCAGCCUUCAGAAGUUUCGAUGAGAAUUCAUCGUACAAACAUUCAGAAGCCUCAAACUCCAAAAAGAAUCGUGAACUGAAGCCAGUCUUAACCUCCAAAGCCACUUAUGAAAGGAUCGGUCUAUCAGAAACCGAGAAAUCAGCUGGAAUCAACUCUUUCGAGAUGAGACGAUCCCAGCCAGUGAUAAGGCCGAACAAGAAUCCCUUCGAGAUGGACGAGGAAAGACUACCGUUACAGGAAGAGUAAGUACCAUCGGUUUAUCAUACCUUUUAUGGCUUUCAUUCUUCCUUAUCGUAUCUAUAGCUUCACUUAACCUUCGGAAAUUUGUACUGUAAUUCUACUAUAUUGUAUGUUACUCUACCAUACUCUAUUUUACCCUACCCUAUAAAACCCAACCUUAAAUUACUUUAUCUUACCUACCUUUUUUAUACUUCGCAUGCCAUGCAUUGCCCUACACAACCCUACCCUGUUCUGCGCUGCCUUGCCCUAACCUGUUCUGCCCUACCGCACGUUACCCUGUAAAAUCUGCCCGAAUUACUUUUCUAUCCUGCCCUACCGUACCUUGUCUUACUUUAAUUUACCUUACCUUACAUUACCUUACCGUACCUUACCGUACCCUACUGUGCCUUACCUUACCGUACUUUACAUUACCUUCCCUUACCGUACCCUACUGUACCUUACCUUAUUGUACCCUACCUUAAGUUAUAUUGCCGUACCUUACCUUACCGUACUUUACAUUACCUUACCUUCUACUCGCCCUAACCCUUUCCUAUCCUAAUCUACAACACCCCAACCUUUUCUACCCUUCCCUACUCUAGCCUUACCGUGUUGUGACCGUUUCUUUUGCCCUAUUAUUCAUAAGUUUUCUAAUCUGACUCUAAUCCUAAAUAGACAUCUAAACGUAUUCCUGCCCUAUUACUUCUCCACCGUAUUUUACAUUUAUAAGCUUACUAUUGCGCCCUAACGUAACUCCUGAAAUUUUAAAACUUUUAAAAAUGUAAAAUACGUGAAAUGAUAUAAUUUUAAAACAGAAAAAUUUUUUUCAGAGAAAAACCGAUCCAACUGUCGGAAAGAUCAUACCCGGACAAGCACGACAACUCCAACUCAGUCUUGUCACAAUUUCCCGACUUUCCGUCGUUAGACACAAUUCGUAGAGAUGAAGGUAAGCAAAGAUUGAAGUAAACAUGACUUUUCUAAACAUAAAACUGAUCAGUUUAGCUGUCUUGAAACUUCUUACCGUAUUUUACUCAGACUAGCAAGCCAAGAUAUUACAUUAGGUACCGACAUAAAGAACCCGCCAUAUUUUGCCUGUAAUUUCCUGUGAAGAGCGGCGGGUUCUUUAUGUCGGCGCUUAAUAGUACAAAACUUUUGAAUGUAUUACAGUACUAUAAAAGCCAACAGUACUAACCUUUGGAAUGAAUGUAUUACAGUACUCUACAACCAUGUUCAAAUACUUUUUCAGACCACCACCUGCCCAAAGACAAACUGGCUGAAGAUACGUUUACAUGCAAAGCCGUCAAGUGUACCUUUUUGGAAACGACCUGUUUUUGGUAUGUUGUAUACGUGACCUUAUUGUUCAAAUAAUGCUGUGCCCCUUCUCAACAACUUUUCAAAGUUAGGGUGCAGAAUUAUUUGAACAACUUAAUAUUAGGUGCCGACAUAAAGAACCCGCCAUACUUUUUCUGUAAAAAAUGGCGGGUUCUUUAUGUCGGCACCUAAUAGUAGAAAAUUUGUUGUAAAACAAGUUCAAGGUAUUGUUUUAGGUCCCUGAACAACAAAUGGAACAAAGGAGAUGGAAGUGUGGCGUUAGAAGCCAAAGGUAAUGAAAAGAUGGUCAGUGGUAUCUUCCGAGCACCACCCGGUCAAUACUAUAUUGACUUUGAUGUUUGGAUGAGGUAAAACUACUAUUUUUAGUACUGUUACCUCAGUUUUUGGUACCUUAUUUAAUUUUUAGUACUAUUACUAGUACGGUAUUAAGAAGUAAUUCUUUUUCCUUAUUUGGUACCUUUUUCCCAUUUUGAUACUUUUUUUUCAUUUUUGGUACUCUUUUUACCUUUUUUGGUACUCUUUUUCCUAUUUUGGUACCUUUUUUAUGUUUGGUACUCUUUUCCCAUUUUGGUAUAUUUUUUCAUUUUUGGUACCCUUUUGCCUUACUUGGAUAAUAUUCACCUUCCAGUGACAACACCGAGCUCAAAAUAGUUCAAAUAACUGAAGACGUAGGCGAGGAAGUGCAAUUCCAACGUCAAGGCGGUGCCAGUGAUCGGUACCACACCUACCGUGCCCCGAUUCACGGUGCUUUAACGCCGAUUCGGAUCGAAUUUCAAGCCAGCUUGCCUGCCAAAGCUUUUCUCACCCUCUCCAACACCCGACUGGUCGAUCCCAGCGGAGAGGAAAUGGCGUGUGAAACACUUGGCUUCGCCAAUAUCACCAAGAGUUUGAAACCAGAGAGUAAUGGGAUUAAUGGGAAUGUUGUGAAAAGUCGACCGGUCGAUAAUCCGCUUUGGCCAACUUUUCCGCCACCGCUUUUGGGUGAGAUUUUGAUGUUAUACUUGGUAUUUUAGAAGAAAUGACAAAGCAAGAUAGCUUUAGAACAAAGAAAACUAUCAGAAAGAUCUUCUACAUUCUAAACCUUAACAUUUCCAGGCAACCCCUUCGUCUUCCCACCUCUCGGAGUCCCAUUACAGCCACUUCCAGCCCCUCCGGCUAUAUUAACACCGUUUAACCCGUUCGCUCAAACAAACUUCAAUUUCGGUAACACAUUGGAUAAUACAGUAUCUUCGCCUUCUAUUAGUACCCCAAACAGCAUCACACCUAUCACACCGAUGAAAGAUUCGACCACAAGGCUAACCGCCGUUCAACAGGUAGGAUAACAUAACAUUUUUCGUUAAUUUUAAAAAAAUAGGUCACUCUUAAUGUUACCAAUGAAUAGAUUAGAUGUAAAAGAGACUAAUGAAGCUAUUGGAACGUAAAAAGAAUAAAUACAGCUUUAGUAUUCAUUAAAACUAUCAAUAAUAUCCACCAAACCCCCUUCAGAUCGAUGAAAACAAGUCCUACCCCGCCUUUACUUUCCCAACUCUCCCACCCAUGCCCGUAUUCGGGGUCCCCAACGUACCUACAAUGUUUCCAAGUGUCCUGAAGCCCAUGUCCACCAAACCGCAGCCUCAUAUCACGUUUGUCGACGCCACAACGGUCGAAAAGUUCCACGAUUUUCCGUCGAACGACGCGGAUUUGGUCACAAAGCCCUCGAAGAUCAUCGGUCGACCAAAGAGUGUGCAAGCACGUUGGGGAACGGCACAAAUGGACUCGGUUUCCCAUCAACAUCAUCAGAUGCUGGAAAAUUUGGAGAAGGACGGCGUGUUGGAUAAGAUUCUUCAGGUAAGUUGAUGUUGUUUUUGCUUGAAACCUGAAAAUAAUUAAAAUUAAUAAAUAUUAACAUUGAAAUAGUUUAUAAAAACAAUUUAAGUUAAUAUGUUGUUUACAAUGAUAUACGACAUCAAUUUAUUCAGAUUUUUCUAAAAAAAUCGUUUGGAAUUAGGCAGGAUUCAUCGUAUAACAAAACCCUCGCAAUUCUUCAGAAAAAACCUUAUUUUCCUCAAUUUUUUUCAAAACAAACGACCUUUCAGGUCAAUAACAACGUCAAAUCUCGCCUCAAUAUCAACAAUAAACCCUUGUAACCCUUUACAAGCAUUUAUUUUUCAGAAUCCAAUCGCCAGACCAAUAAUAGAAGGCCAAAUCAAACGUCUGGCCGCUCAAUAUGGCUUGGACUCGAACGCUUUUACCGAUCCUCGACAAAUGGAGCAGAUCAAACGACUAGUCGGCCCAAAGAUGUUCAGCAAAUUACCAGGAAUUAUCAACGGAAUGCCCAAAAACGUCGUCUCAACGGAUCGUGAAGAGAUGGCAUUGGGCGCGGAGAGUGGGGAGGUCAGUAAGGUUCAACCUAUUCGACCGGUCAAUGUGGACAAGGACGUAUGUUUUUCUUAUAAUUUUUGUCGUUUUUAGGUAGGCUAGCUUGUGAAGAAGUCGUGUUAAAAAAUUGGGAGGAUUUUCAGUUGAUUUUCUAUGAUUUUUAACCAAUUUGCGCUAUAUUACACUUGGCGAGGCGUUCGUGUCGCAAAUCGAACAAAAAGUUAACUUUUCGAAAUGAAUAUGGCAUAAAUAACAAUAAUAAAGCUAGAGUAGUCUUUUGCCUAUCUUUAUUUCAAUUUUCAACAAAUUUCAUACCCAUUUCACUUCAAAACAUUCCCAAUAUUAUCAUAGACACCGAACCUCAAAUUUAAUGAACUCUACCCAAUUUUACAGGAUUUUGAACGUGUUAUGAAGCAAUUAGAUCAAACAAGUCAAACAGAAGCUUCGCCAUUGGUUCAGAAGUUGUUCAGGACACUAGGAGGACAAUCUUCAUCAGAUGCCUUUGAUAAUGCCAUUGCUGAUGGACAACGGAUGUUAGUGUAG